AUGAACCUGGCUGUCAACACACUUCGACUCCUUUUCGGUACAGAUCCACCGACUUCACCUUUCGCCGACUUAGACUCGCUUUGCAUUAGCCAAAAGGUCAUACACGCAUCAGUUGACGAGAAAGAUGUUAUCUUACACUGUCACUUACUGGAGCAUUUCGUUUCAAUCAAGCCCAAAAUUGACAUUUGGGCCAUGAGGCAUAUGAUCGAUCCAGCCGCAGCAUGGACAUGCUACAUCAAUAUGGGCGUUCGCCGACUCCUAGAUUGGUUCAAGGCGUCGCAUGAUGGCCACAUUGACCUGAACAGAGACAUUCCUCCCCUUGAUGUGCUUCUCGUAUGGCAUGCGUUCUUGCAAGACCCAGUUGCAUGGGGUGACUUUAUCGAGGAAUCUCAACUAUUGUUUUCUCGGUGGAACCCGGAUGAAUUGUUAAGAGCUCUUGACGGCAACAGGCAGGGAUCGUUCGAGCCUUCGCCGGAGUGCAUGGACAGGAUCAACCGCGUGUACCACGAGGCAGAUACCUGCAGCCUCAUGAGCAUGUCGGUUGAUUAUGUCUUCUCCGUCAGUCCCAAUGAAAUGACUCAAGAAGUGAUUCGACUAUUCUCCCAGAAGAGACUGAACCAUACUGCCAUGACGCCAAGAGGUCAACAGAAAUUCUUUUACGACUUCCAUAAAGCCGUUCAGCGUCAACUUGACCUCGCAGAACAAGACGUCAAGUUCUCCUGGCAUCGCAUAUACGUGUCCCGUGGGGACAACGAGCGGGCGUUGAAGCCCGCCAUCCAGCGCUACCGGAGGUUUUUCACUCUGGAGAUGUUCAGAGAGGAGAUCGGAUACUGGCAGUUCGAAUAUCCAGAUCAUAUUCGAUUUGCCGAUUUCGAUAUCCAUCUCGUCUGGAGAACGCACAAGCUCGCGCCACAGAAAUAUGAGCGGUUUUGUAUCAACUACUUUGGUGGCCUCGUAUACAUGAUUCCAGACCCCCCUGAAAACCAAGAGGUGAGGGUCUCCCACCGCAAUAGCAAAGAUCAGAUCUAUGAGCAUUUAUUUGGCGAGGAGUAUGCCUUGUGUCUCUGUUGGCCAUGCGUCAAGGGAAGAACGGACAAGCCUGCAGGCUGGCGCUCUUUCAGGCGGCUCACUAGGCCAGUAGUGAAGACACAGUUGGCAGCGGAGAUGGACCGUCGCCGCGCCGCAGCUGUGAGCAUUCCUCUGGACUUUGCUGAGAAGCAAUGUCGUAAAUGUGGCUCUCACCCCCGGAGACACUGUCGAAAGAAGGACAUGACUGAAGCCUCAGCAACAAGGCCUAUAACUCCUAGGCGCUCAGUGUCCGAUCGCGUUCCGACGCCUGGGACAUCAGUCACCUCUCCCUACACUCCAAGUCGGAACGAUCCCUUUGCUGUUCCGUUCAGAGACCUAGGAAUGUUUCCGUUUCGUUCUGAGAUUCUGGACCAAACCCGUCUGCAAUCUCCUUCACCUUCAGCAGCAUCAGUUUCGGUGACUCUAGAGCCUACACAGAGAAACAGAAACACGGAUCUUCGAACCUUCAAUCGAAGCCAUAAUUCUACCCCUGACCUCACCGUCGCAUCUACAGAGUCAGGCGACAGCGAUAUCGAAAUCGGUCCCAGUUACUAUACCCUGACAAAAACCCUGAGCAUGUACCAGAUAUCUGCAGACGCGAAUGAAUUCACUCCACGUACUGGCAACAGGAAUGCCGAUGCAGCAACCGAUGAUCCACGAUAUGUAUCUCAUGUUCCAACAUCAAAUGGCCCAGAGCCCGGGGCGUGGUUAGCUGGCUAA
This is a messenger RNA of Fusarium fujikuroi IMI 58289, 1788 nucleotides long. RefSeq lists its product as uncharacterized. The coding region runs from base 1 to 1788 and encodes 595 amino acids. The record is from RefSeq and is a predicted model, not a curated record. Lineage: Eukaryota; Fungi; Ascomycota; Sordariomycetes; Hypocreales; Nectriaceae. The transcript is spliced from 3 exons.